AUGGCAAGUCACGCAGUCGCUGAAGCUACAGCAGUUCCGACAACCCUCAUUGUAGUCUGCUGCCAUGCGUUCUACGUACCAAAUGGUCCAAAUCCAAUCCUGCCACACGAAUCAGAUCCCAACCUUGCAAACCCAUACCUAGAAUCCAACUGGCAUCUAAAGCCCUUCCAGCGCUCACCCUUCGCUAAACCCGGUGAACACGAGACCUUCAUUCAGCACAUUCUCGCUGGUCUGCAAGCCAUCCUGCAUGGCCAAUCAGCAGACGACUGCGUCCUGGUGUUCUCCGGCGGCCAAACAGAAAGAAGUAUUCGUCCACUAUCUGAAGCUGCCAGUUACUGGAAUGCUGCGCGAGGAGUGCUGCGGCAGACCUCCGGAGAGCAUCAAAUAAGCCUUCUGCUCAGUCUCCGUGGGAAGUCCCGCAUUCUGCUGGAGGAGCACGCUACCGACAGUUACCAGAACCUGCUGUUUAGUAUCAUCGCUUUCAGGAAGGCGUGGGGCUGCUAUCCGAAAAGUGUGCGAGUUGUUACCCAUGCGUUCAAAGCCAAGCGCUUCAUGGCUCUUCACGCGCGCGCCAUCCGUUGGCCAGAACACCGCUUCCAAGUCCAAGGGAUCGAUCCGAUCAUGUCAUAUUCUGAACUCGAACUUACGAAACGCGGCGAAGAGAUCAACGCCUACGGCCAGUUCCUGAACGACCUCUACGGCACCAAGCUGGCCCAUAGUCUUAAGCGAAAAGAACGAGGCUGGGAUGAGUGUGAAGAAGCUUUCAAGCGCUGGGUAGCUGAGUUUGGAAAGCCGACUGAGCAGGGGCUUGACGACAGUGCUGUGAAGGAGCUCCUUCAGUGGCAAGGUGGACGCGGCGGUAGGGAGCUUUUCUCCAAGCGUAUGCCGUGGGAAGACGACGCAUAA
Molecule: messenger RNA, 906 nt
Organism: Coniosporium apollinis CBS 100218
Lineage: Eukaryota; Fungi; Ascomycota; Dothideomycetes
Exons: 3
Coding region: 1-906 (301 amino acids)
Cellular component (GO): cytoplasm
Source: RefSeq, a predicted model, not a curated record